CAGAUCUCGGGGAUUCGGGUGCGGAGCCCUUGGCCUGGAGGCGAUAUGGGUGGUCCGUGGCCCGGUUCAGUCGCUCGCAACAGCCCGGGGAACAGGCCUGUCUGGCCCUGAGGGAGUCCCCUUUCUGAAGCUGUGGUGCUCAGAAGACCUGCUCUCUACGUUGCCGGGCACCUGUAGGUGUCCCUCGAGAGCUCAGUUUUGAGGUUCAAGUCAGUGUGGCCAUGAAGGGGCUGCCUAUUGGGCUGAUGCUGUGACCCCGGAGUCUGCCUUUCCUGCCAGUCCCCCGGCCCGGAACAUGUGGCUGCGGCUUGGCCUGCCCUCGCUGUCCCUGAGCCCCAAGCCCACAGUUGGCCGGAGCCUGUGCCUCACCCUGUGGUUCCUGAGCUUGGUGCUGAGGGCCAGUACUCAGGCCCCAGCACCCACAGUCAAUACUCACUUUGGGAAGCUAAGGGGUGCCCGGGUACCAUUGCCCAGUGAGAUCCUGGGGCCUGUGGACCAAUACCUUGGGGUGCCCUACGCAGCGCCCCCCAUCGGCGAGAAACGUUUCCUGCCCCCUGAACCACCCCCAUCCUGGUCGGGCAUCCGGAACGCCACACACUUUCCCCCAGUGUGCCCCCAGAACAUCCACACAGCUGUGCCCGAAGUCAUGCUUCCUGUCUGGUUCACGGCCAACUUGGAUAUCGUCGCUACUUACAUUCAGGAGCCCAACGAAGACUGCCUCUACCUGAACGUCUAUGUGCCCACGGAGGAUGACAUCCGGGACAGUGGCGCUAAGCCUGUCAUGGUCUACAUCCAUGGAGGCUCUUACAUGGAAGGGACAGGCAACAUGAUUGACGGCAGCGUCCUGGCCAGUUAUGGCAACGUCAUCGUCAUCACCCUCAACUAUCGGGUUGGAGUGCUAGGUUUCCUGAGCACUGGCGAUCAGGCUGCCAAGGGCAACUACGGGCUCCUUGACCAAAUCCAGGCCCUCCGCUGGGUGAGCGAGAAUAUCGCCUUCUUCGGUGGCGAUCCCCGCCGUAUCACGGUCUUUGGCUCGGGCAUUGGCGCGUCCUGUGUCAGCCUCCUCACGCUGUCGCAUCACUCUGAGGGGCUUUUCCAGAGAGCCAUCAUCCAAAGUGGUUCUGCUCUGUCCAGCUGGGCUGUGAACUACCAACCAGUGAAGUACACCAGCCUGCUGGCAGACAAGGUAGGCUGUAACGUGCUAGACACCGUCGACAUGGUGGACUGUCUUCGGCAAAAGAGUGCCAAGGAGCUGGUAGAGCAGGACAUCCAGCCUGCCCGCUACCAUGUGGCCUUUGGCCCCGUGAUUGACGGUGACGUCAUUCCUGAUGACCCGGAGAUUCUCAUGGAACAGGGCGAGUUCCUCAACUAUGACAUCAUGCUAGGUGUCAACCAGGGUGAGGGGCUCAAGUUUGUGGAAGGGGUGGUGGACCCUGAGGAUGGUGUCUCUGGCACUGACUUUGACUACUCAGUCUCCAACUUUGUGGACAAUCUGUAUGGCUAUCCUGAGGGUAAGGACACCCUGCGGGAGACCAUCAAGUUCAUGUACACAGACUGGGCAGACCGUGACAAUCCUGAGACCCGCCGUAAAACACUGGUGGCGCUCUUCACUGACCACCAGUGGGUGGAGCCCUCAGUGGUGACAGCUGAUCUGCACGCCCGCUAUGGCUCGCCUACCUACUUCUACGCCUUCUACCAUCACUGCCAGAGCCUCAUGAAGCCUGCUUGGUCAGACGCAGCUCAUGGGGAUGAAGUACCCUACGUUUUCGGUGUCCCUAUGGUAGGCCCCACUGACCUUUUCCCCUGCAACUUCUCCAAGAAUGACGUUAUGCUCAGUGCUGUCGUCAUGACCUACUGGACCAACUUUGCCAAGACCGGGGAUCCCAACAAGCCGGUCCCCCAGGACACCAAGUUCAUUCAUACCAAGGCCAACCGCUUUGAGGAAGUGGCCUGGUCCAAAUACAAUCCCCGAGACCAGCUCUACCUUCACAUCGGCCUGAAGCCAAGGGUCCGCGAUCAUUACCGUGCCACUAAGGUGGCCUUUUGGAAACACCUGGUGCCCCACCUGUACAACCUGCAUGACAUGUUCCACUACACGUCCACAACCACCAAAGUGCCGCCCCCGGAUACCACCCACAGCUCCCACAUCACCCGCAGGCCCAAUGGCAAGACCUGGAGCACCAAACGGCCAGCCAUCUCCCCCGCCUACAGCAACGAGAACGCCCAAGGGUCCUGGAACGGGGACCAGGAUGCAGGGCCGCUCCUGGUGGAGAACCCUCGUGACUACUCCACUGAAUUAAGCGUCACCAUCGCCGUGGGGGCCUCCCUCCUCUUUCUUAAUGUCCUGGCCUUCGCCGCCCUCUACUAUCGGAAGGACAAGCGGCGUCAGGAGCCCCUGCGGCAGCCCAGCCCUCAGAGGGGAGCCGGGGCUCCUGAAUUGGGAGCUGCUCCCGAGGAGGAGCUGGCAGCACUGCAGCUGGGCCCCACCCACCACGAGUGUGAGGCGGGUCCCCCCCAUGACACCCUGCGCCUCACUGCACUGCCCGACUACACGCUGACCCUGCGGCGCUCCCCUGAUGACAUCCCACUCAUGACCCCCAACACUAUCACUAUGAUCCCCAACUCCCUGGUGGGGCUGCAGACAUUGCACCCCUAUAACACCUUUGCCGCAGGGUUCAACAGUACUGGGCUGCCCCACUCACACUCCACCACCCGGGUAUAGCUGCAGCCCAGAGCACAGCUUAUAUCCCGGCUCUGUCCCUCCGGGAUCCACGAACACACACACACACACACACACACACACACACACACACACACACACACGCACAGAGACAUAUAUGUAUACGCACGCACCCACACCCGACAGCAGACCCACCUGCACAAACAUAGACAGAUGUGGGCAUGCACCCGCAUGUGCAACAACACAAAGAAGUAAACCUGAACAAACGCUUCAAAUGGGGACGCAAAUGAGUCCUUGGGGAACUGAGGACCCGUGGAACAGCAGCUGAAGCCGGCUCCCCGAGCCUGACCACAGACACUACUGGGGAGCCUGAAGCACCAGCUGGACACCCCCUUGGUGCUCGCCUUCCACCUCUCUUGGAACUGCACCACCGACCAACUCCAGACUUGGGAGCUUUAAAGAGCAGAGUAGCUCUUUCUCCCCCAGACUUGGUCUUUUUUCUGGGUCUUGUUUUUGUUGAUUUUUUAAAAAAAAUUUGGAACAAAUGCUUCUCCAACCGAUGGGUGCAAAGAAGCUCCGGAAGGGAGGGCUCCAGGCCCAGGUCUCUCUGGCUCUGGAACUCCCAGCUUGUACAAUCCGACCAAGGAACAUGGCCCCCAAGAAGGAAACAGGUUCGAGCAAAACCAUGGGGAGAAGGAGGAAGGGGCUCUCACUGGAUGGGGUUCGAGGGCCUUAAGGGGCAACUUGCCAGCCACCUCUGUAUCUCUGCGGAGGGCUGCAGAGACCACAGGGUCACAUGCGUCCCUCAGAGGCCAGGAGCAUCGGCCUAGCUAGACCAGGCAAGGGACUGCAGAUUUGGUGAAGGAGGUUUUGUGGAGGCCAUGUGAUUAUCGGUGCCCCGGGUACAAUCUGGGUUCUGCCUCUGCCCUUGGGGUAAUGCUAUCAGAAAUUCGCCCCGUUUUCUUUACAGAGUCUCUUUUGUGUCUGUCAUUUCUCUUUCAAAAAGGUGGUGUUUUUUGUUGUUGUUGGCUUUUUUUUUUAAAGAAAAGUUCUUAAAACACUAA
Messenger RNA from Physeter macrocephalus (sperm whale), 3744 nucleotides. RefSeq names its product neuroligin 3 (gene NLGN3). Lineage: Eukaryota; Metazoa; Chordata; Mammalia; Artiodactyla; Physeteridae. The record is from RefSeq and is a predicted model, not a curated record. Gene Ontology annotation, molecular function: signaling receptor activity; neurexin family protein binding. The transcript has 6 exons. Gene Ontology annotation, cellular component: postsynaptic specialization membrane; synapse; cell surface. Gene Ontology annotation, biological process: neuron cell-cell adhesion; postsynaptic membrane assembly; chemical synaptic transmission. Bases 296 to 2722 code for a protein of 808 amino acids.